This is a messenger RNA of Camelina sativa (false flax), 1650 nucleotides long. Lineage: Eukaryota; Viridiplantae; Streptophyta; Magnoliopsida; Brassicales; Brassicaceae. The record is from RefSeq and is a predicted model, not a curated record.
AUGAGGCUAAUUUUUCAACCAUGCGCAAGGGCCGUUCCAGCUUUCAGGAAGUAUCUGUUGCGCUCUGUCGGAACCCUAUCAUCGCCAGAGCUUAACGACAGCCUCCGUCGUCAUAUCGACAAGGCCGGUGAAGAUCCAAAGGCUUCAUUCGUCCCAGUGCUGGAGCAAUGUAAGCAACAGGGAAAUCAAUUGAAUCCUUCGGAUGUUAGACGCAUCGUUGAAACCCUCCGCGAUUCAAAACGAUUUCCCCAAGCUCUCAAGGUAUCAGAGUGGAUGAGUAACCAGAAAGUUUGCGAUCUAGUUCCUGAAGAUUUCGCAGCUCGGCUUCAUCUGAUCGACAAGAUUCUAGGUUUAAAAGCAACAGAGAAAUUCUUCAAAAGCAUUCCCGAGAACAAGAGAGAUGACUUUGUUUACACCACUAUGUUAAGCUUCUACGCAAGAUUGGACGAAACUGAGUCAACCCUCUGGAAGAUGAAGGAGAUAGGGUACCGCUCGAAACCUCAUAUUUUUAAGCACAUGAUGUCUUCGAAAACACUGGCUAAAGCUGAGUCAAUCUUUGGGAAGAUGAUAGAGCUGCGCUACCUCUCGAAACCCUCUCCUUUUAACCACAUGAUGUCUCUCUACAUUAAGCUAGGUAAACUAGAUAUGGUACACAAGAUUCUCAGCCAAAUGAAAGACAACAACGUUGAGCCGGACAAUAUCACGCUAAACAAUAAACUGUGGCUUUACGCAGCCGAAUCCAACAUCAAAGAAAUGGAGAAGCUUUUAGCAAAGUGCGAUACAAAUACAUUGGAUUGGCGAACGUGCAGAGACAUUGCAAGAGCUUACCUGAGACAUGGAUCAGUGGUUGAGGCAGUAAAUAUGCUGAGAAGAGCCGAGCAAUCACUAGUUGAUCCCGAGUCUAAGGAGUUAGCUUACAAGUCCUUGAUGUGGUUGUAUGGGGAAGCAGGGAAGGCUGAAGACGUUUCCCGUAUAUGUGAGUCAGACUAUUUCGCCAAGUGGAACCCCGGCAAGUUUGAUGUCAGAAUCGUGGCUAUGAUGGCAUCUGCUUAUUGCGAGAGAGGCCAGCUAAAGGAAGCCGAGGAUGCUAUGCUUGCGGCUGUGGCACGCCCAGCCGCAGAUAACGUGAUCCAAGACAUUGCAAAAGCUUACCUGAGACAUGGAUCAGUGGUUGAGGCAGUAAAUAUGCUGAGAAGAGCCGAGGAAUCACUAGUUGAUCCCGAGUCAAAGAAGUUAGCUCACAAGUCCUUGAUGCGGUUGUAUGGGGAAGCAGGGAAGGAUGAAGACGUUUCCCGUAUAUGGGAGUCGGAUUAUUUCGACAAGUACGAAAACGAUUAUCGAUUAGUACUUUAUAUCUUACUCAAAUUAAACCAUAUCAAUGAGGCAGAAAAGAUUUAUUAUAGUUGGAACCCCAACAAGCAUGAUGUCAGAAUCGUGGCAAUGAUGGCAUCUGCUUAUUGCGAGAGAGGCCAGCUAAAGGACGCCGAGAAUGCUAUGCUUGCGGGUGUGGUACGCCCAGCCGUAGAUAACGUGUUCAACUUAGCGCUCGGGUCUGUGCUCGUGGCUUUGGUUUACGUUUUAGGUAAGCUUGUGGUUCUAGUGAAGUUCAUUUUAAAGAUGGCUUUCGAUGCAAUAACAACGGCGAUCUAA